AAAGGAAUAAAGCAGAAAAGAAAAAGAAGAGGCAGCAUCCAAAUAAACUAAGCCAGUGCCACCUUGAGUUGUGCCCUGCUCGAAUCUAACCGUCGUCGCUACUGCCAGACGCACCUCCUCCCGUUGCCGGAAUCCACCGCCACUCUCUCCGCCGCCGGUGAAUAUUUGUUGGUUGGAAAUCCUAUACUUGUUAAACAAGUUUAGAGUAUAAAGAAGAUUCAAUGGCCAAGAAACCUGGACCGAGACCCAGUAAAAUAUCUGUGUACCUUUACAUUCCGAAUAUCAUUGGAUACAUCCGGGUUAUUUUAAACUGUGUUGCCUUCUAUCUUUGUUUUACAAACAAAAUCCUUUUCUCUAUUCUCUAUUUUUUCAGCUUUGUAUGUGAUGCUGUGGAUGGCUGGUGUGCUCGUAAAUUCAAUCAAGUGUCGACCUUUGGAGCCGUGCUUGACAUGAUAACAGACAGGAUUAGCACUGCUUGUCUACUUGUAGUUCUUUCACAAGUGUACAAGCCUGGCUUGAUCUUCUUGUCAUUGCUCGCCUUAGAUAUUGCCAGCCACUGGCUGCAAAUGUACAGCACUUUCUUGGCGGGCAAGGCUAGUCAUAAAGAUGUAAAAGACAGCAGCAAUUGGCUUUUCAGGGCAUAUUAUGGAAAUAGGAUGUUUAUGGCUUACUGCUGCGUCUCAUGUGAGGUUCUUUACUUAACUCUGUUUUAUCUUUCGGAGACUCAAACAGGGAAAUUGGUGGAUGUUGUAUCGAGUAAUCUCCAAAAGAUAUCAUUGAUUUCUUUCCUAAUUGGUACUACUUUAUUUGGAUGGGCAACCAAGCAAGUUAUAAAUGUUAUUCAGAUGAAGACAGCAGCAGACGUGUGUGUGCUUUAUGACAUGGACAAAAAACGCAGCAACUGAUGAUUCUUCCUUAACCACAAGUCCAUUGCCUUUUAAUACAAGUUUUGAGCUCAAAGAUUAACGAUACCCAAGGUGGCAAUUGAGCUUGAGCUGUUCAGUUUCUGUCAUUUGUAAUGAAAGAAAUAGAAUGAAUUAAAGAAUCUAGCUUUACAAGUAGCACAAAUUUCUGUAGGAUGUGGUGGUUCGUUGCCUUUUAUUGUUGACCAAUGAUUUGUUCAGUUCUGAAUUCCUAAUCAAGUCCAUAUUAUCUGCUAAUAGUGUUCCACGGGUUUUAAAUUGUAAUCAUUUUUUGUGAACAUCUUGCAUAUUCAAAUCCAGUGUAUUUCUCUCA
This is a messenger RNA of Lotus japonicus, 1236 nucleotides long. Its product is annotated as CDP-diacylglycerol--inositol 3-phosphatidyltransferase 1-like. Gene Ontology annotation, cellular component: Golgi apparatus; membrane. Gene Ontology annotation, biological process: phosphatidylinositol biosynthetic process. The coding region runs from base 222 to 905 and encodes 227 amino acids. NCBI's taxonomy places the organism in Eukaryota, Viridiplantae, Streptophyta, Magnoliopsida, Fabales, Fabaceae. The record is from RefSeq and is a predicted model, not a curated record. The transcript is spliced from 11 exons. Gene Ontology annotation, molecular function: CDP-diacylglycerol-inositol 3-phosphatidyltransferase activity.